Indicator indicator is the source of this 4374-nucleotide messenger RNA. Its product is annotated as macrophage mannose receptor 1-like. The coding region runs from base 1 to 4374 and encodes 1457 amino acids. The record is from RefSeq and is a predicted model, not a curated record. The transcript has 30 exons. Gene Ontology annotation, molecular function: signaling receptor activity. Lineage: Eukaryota; Metazoa; Chordata; Aves; Piciformes; Indicatoridae.
AUGGCUGCUGCCCUGCUGCUGCUGCUGCUGGCACUGCUGCCCUGGGUGCUGCCGCUGCCCGAUCCUAGCAUCUUUUUAAUCUACAACGAAGACCACAAGCGCUGUGUGCUGGCUCAGAGCUCCAACUCGGUGACAACUGCCCCUUGUGUGCAAGAAAAUGAGUCACAGAAAUUCAAGUGGGUCUCAGCUCACCAGCUGAUGAGUGUAGCAUUCAAACUGUGCCUGGGAGUGCCUUCGAAGAAAGACUGGGUCCCCAUCACCCUGUACCCCUGUGACAAGGCCAGCGAGCUCCAGCGCUGGGAGUGCAGGAAUGAGACUCUCUUUGCAAUCCAAGGGGAAGAUCUGUUCUUCAACUAUGGAAACAGACAGGAGAGAAAUAUUAUGCUGUACAAGGGAUCUGGUUUGUGGAGUAGGUGGAAGGUCUACGGCACAACAGACGAUCUGUGCUCUCGAGGCUACCAAGAUACCUACACAGUGAAAGGAAAUGCCAAUGGAGCUCCUUGUGUCUUCCCUUUCAAGUUUGGUGACCAGUGGUAUGCUGACUGCACAGAUGCUGGCAGGUCUGAUGGCUGGUUCUGGUGUGGAACCACUUCAAACUUUGAUGCAGACAAGAUGUAUGGAUUUUGCCCCUUGAAAUUUAACAGUAUGGAUUCCCUGUGGAAUACAGAUCCUUUAACAAAUGUCCAGUACCAGAUAAACUCUGAUGCAGCCCUGCAGUGGCACCAGGCAAGAAAAAGCUGUCAACAACAGAAGGCAGAGUUACUAAGCAUCACAGAGCUGCAUGAGCAAACAUACCUGGCAGGUCUGACCAGCAGGCUGAGCUCUGCUCUCUGGCUUGGACUCAACAGUUUGAAUUUCAACAGCGGCUGGCAGUGGGUUGGGGGAGCUCCCUUUCGGUACCUGAACUGGCUGCCAGGCCAUCCUUCUCCAGAGCCUGGCAAAGUCUGUGGUGCAUUGAAUCCUGGCAAAGGUGCCAAGUGGGAGACUCGGGAAUGCAGCCAGAAGCUUGGCUACGUUUGCAAACGAGGAAAUGCCACCCUGCAGUCCUUCAUCAUUCCCACAGAGACUAACGUCCCUGUUAGAUGUCCUGCUCAAUGGAUGUCCUAUGCUGGUCACUGCUACAGAAUUCACAGGGACCCCAAAAUGUGGAAAGAUGCACUAUCAGCUUGCAGGAAAGAGGAUGGGGAUCUGACCAGCAUCCAUAAUGUGGAAGAGUACAGCUUUGUUAUUUCUCAGCUUGGCUACCAGGCUGCUGAUGAGCUGUGGCUCGGGCUGAACGACCUGAAGGUUCAGAUGUACUUUGAAUGGAGCGACAGCACACCUGUCACCUACACCAAGUGGUUGAGGGGAGAGCCCACCCAUGCCAACAACAGGCAGGAGGACUGUGUUGUUAUGAAGGGAAAGGAUGGAUUCUGGGCAGACCAUUCCUGUGAAAAGAAAAUUGGCUACAUCUGUAAAAGAAAACCAUUGUCAGAAGCUCCUGCAGAAGAGGAAGCAGCUGACAUGGGCUGCCAGAGAGGCUGGAAGAGGCAUGGCUUUUACUGUUACUUCAUCGGCAACACCUUUGUAUCCUUUUCUGAGGCCAAUCAGACCUGUGGAAGGCACCAAGCCUCUUUAGUAACCGUUGAAGACAAAUUUGAACAAGCCUACCUGACCAGCCUGGUGGGGCUGAGAACAGAGAGAUACUUUUGGAUUGGCCUUUCAGAUGUGGAAGAAAAGGGAACCUUCAAGUGGGCCAAUGGCCAACCUGUCUUGUUUACACACUGGAACUCAGAAAUGCCUGGCAGGAAGACAGGCUGCGUUGCCAUGAGGACUGGAACUGCAGGUGGAUUAUGGGAGGUAAUCAGAUGUGAAGAAAAGGCAAAGUUCCUCUGCAAGGUGUGGGCAGAGGGAGUGACUCUUCCACCUGCCCCUACCACCACCCCUGUCCCGCGGUGUCCAGCAGGCUGGGACUCGAGCCGUCGCUUUAGCUUCUGUUUCAAGCCUUUUUCAGGGGUAGAGCAUAAGAAGACAUGGCUUGAAUCUCAGGAGUUCUGUCGAGCUAUCGGGGGAGACCUGGCCUCCAUCACCAGCAAGGAAGACCAGUACGUGAUCUGGAGCUCCAUCACGAAAAAUGGCCUUUUGCACCAGCAUUUCUGGAUGGGCUUGUACUACCUGAAUCCUGAGGAUGGCUUUGUUUGGAGUGAUGGAUCCCCAGUGAGGUAUGAAAACUGGGGCUUCGGAGAACCCAACAAUUACCAAGGAAUUGAACUGUGUGCAGAGGUCAGUGGAGACUUCCCCAUGCGUUGGAAUGACAGGCACUGUGAUUACCUCUAUGGAUGGAUUUGCCAGAUCAGAAAAGGGGCAAGUGUAAAGCCUGAACCCACAGAAUCUCCUGUCCCCAAAUACAAGACAACUGAGGAUGGGUGGGUGAUAAAUGAAGACAAACAGUAUUAUUUCAGCACAGAGAGUGUUCCUAUGGAAAAAGGUCGGGAGUUCUGCAGAAGGAACUUUGGAGACCUGGCUGUCAUCGAGGGUGAAAGCGAAAGGAAGUUCCUCUGGCGAUACAUUCUGAAAAAUGGCAAAGAGGAGUCCUACUUCAUUGGCUUACAACUGAGUGUUGACCAACGAGCAAGCUGGAUGGAUGGCACCCCAGUGAGUUACCUGGCCUGGGCACCACACGAACCUAACUUUGCAAACAACGACGAAAACUGUGUGGUUAUGUACAGGAAUUUAGGGUACUGGAAUGACAUAAACUGUGGUUAUCCCAAUCCCUACAUAUGUGAAAGGCACAACAGCUCCAUUAAUGCCACUGCUGCUCCAACAACAUCUUCAAGCCCAAGAGGAUGUCAUCCUGCUUGGCUUUCCUUUCACAAUAAGUGCUACAAGAUCUUUGGCUCUGCCGAGGAUGAACGUGUCACCUGGCAUGCUGCACGGACAGCCUGCAUGAACCUGGGAGGCAACCUGGCCAGCAUCCCCAAUGCACAAGUGCAAGCUUUCCUCACAUUCCAUAUGAAAGAUUUUGCUACUGAUGUAUGGAUUGGACUUAAUGACAUAAAUCAUGAGCUGAAGUUCCUCUGGACAGAUGGAACAGGAGUUUACUUUACAAACUGGGCCAAAGGCUUCCCAUCAGGACACAGGGGUUUAUAUGAUGGGCAGGCUGAUUGUGUUGUCAUGAGGAACAGCCCUGUGAAGAAAGCAGGGAAGUGGGCUGAUGAGACUUGUGGGAGCACCAGAGGAUACAUUUGCCAGAUCAAUGCAGAAGCUGAGUUUCAGCCUUCUCCAAGCUCCUCCAGCAUUAUCCGUUAUGGUAACAGCAGUUAUUUGUUCAUCCACACCAAAAUGGAGUGGGAGGAUGCAAGAAAAAACUGCAGACAGGAGCAGUUUGACCUUUCCAGCAUCCUAGACCCCUACAGCCACUCUUUCCUGUGGCUGAAGAUGCUGAAGUAUGGACUGCCUGUCUGGAUUGGUCUGAACAGUAAUGUGACCAACGGGCGCUAUGAAUGGGUAGACAACUGGAGAAUGAAGUACACCAAAUGGGCUGAAGGGGAGCCAAAGCAGAAGAUAGGCUGUGUCUAUCUAGAUGUUUCUGGAGACUGGAAGACAGGAUCCUGCAAUGAAAGCUACUUCUCUGUUUGCAAAAAAGCUGAUGUUCAAGCUCCCACUGAGCCCCCUCAGCUUCCAGGAAAGUGCCCUGAAUCAGAAGGACGCAAGUCCUGGAUCCCUUUCCGAGGUCACUGCUACUACAUUGAAUCUUCAUCUACAAGAAACUGGGCCCAGGCAUCUCUAGAAUGUCUCAGACUAGGUGCCUCUUUGGUAUCAGUUGAAGACUCAGCUGAAGCUAACUUCCUGGCAAAUGCCAUAGCACCACUUGAAGGAAAAGUAUCAGCUUUUUGGACAGGAAUGUACAGAAAUGUGGAUGGACAAUGGCUGUGGCUGGACAACACUGUGGUGGAUUUUGUCAACUGGAACGUGGGAGAACCUUCCUCUCUGCAGAAUGAGCACUGUGUUGAGAUGUAUGCAGACUCUGGCUACUGGAAUAAUAACUACUGCUCUUCAUUCAAAAGCUUUGUCUGUAAAAAGCCCAAAAUAGCGGAGACGCCGCCGGCAGCUGAGAUGCCACCCACUGAAAUGCCUCCCAAGGCCAUGACAGAGGACGAGAAGUCUGCUGCUCUGGACCACGGUAAAACAGGAGUUGUAGUCAUUGUUGUCAUCUUCAUCCUGGCUGGCAGCAGCCUGGCAGGCUACCUCUUCUACAAAAGGAGGAAGGCUCGCCUGCCAACAAGUGACAGCUUUGAGAACAAUCUGUACUUCAAUGGGGAGGCAGCUUCUGGCACCAGUGACACCAAGGAUCUUGUGUCCAACAUCGAGCACAACGAGCACGCCACCCUCUAA